Messenger RNA from Morchella importuna, 1293 nucleotides. RefSeq lists its product as uncharacterized. Gene Ontology annotation, molecular function: MAP kinase scaffold activity. The coding region runs from base 1 to 1293 and encodes 430 amino acids. The transcript has 4 exons. NCBI's taxonomy places the organism in Eukaryota, Fungi, Ascomycota, Pezizomycetes, Pezizales, Morchellaceae. The record is from RefSeq and is a predicted model, not a curated record.
AUGACCCGUGUGAACUAUCGUUGGAAUGCUCUUGCACUCCCGGUGCUGUACGAAACUGUCAUCAUCAGCGGUUACGGUACCAAUGCAGCGGUAUCGGAGGCAGCUGUUCGACAUGUCAAUGGUGUUACAUUUCCCAAGGGGGAUUAUAAACUCAAGCUUGUCCAACGAUUACGGUGUGAAGCAGCUGAGCUACAGUUUCCAAAACUGUUCAGUGCGAGCUGUGUGCUUCAAGGUCUACCGAAGCUUGAAGUGAUUCGUUACAGCCGCUUGAGAACAAAGAGUGAGAUUGCAAGAAUGGGCGAACUUCCUGAUGAAGAGGUGGUUGUUGAUGAUGCGCUUGGGGGUGGUGCGUUGGUGGGUAAAUACGAUGGAACUAUGACAUCCAGCCAGCUUUUUUCAACCUAUAUUCAUCACCUCUCAACUCUACCCCAUCUUAAAACCGUAGAUCUGGACCUUGGCAUCACCCCCGACUCAUUUGUUGACCUUCGAGGCAGCCUACCGAGCAGUUUCAAUAUCCUUUCCGAAUUUCUCGAAACGAGAGCAACUCAAAACACCAAUGUCAAUCGCGAGAAAAAACUGAUGCUUCUCUCAAAAACCCAAUUUAAUGAGCUCAUCACAGACUUCACCGACGAAAUUACCCGCCGGAAUACCCGCUCUCCAGAUGGUCAUGUUUUGACAAGCCAUCUUGAACCCGUUGACGAAUACUCACACAAGCGAAACCAGGUGCGUGCUAAAUUUGCGACUGUUCAGCAACAAGCCUUCGAGGAGCUUGCAGCAGAUGUACAUGAUCAAAUGCUCAUAUCAUACCCACAAUUGUCGGUGCCGGGGUAUAAACAUCUUUUUGAACCAACUCCACCCUUUGGAAACGAUAGUCUCGAUCAUGUAACGUGCUUGAAUAAGAUUGAACAAGUGCGAGUAUUACGUGUGACACCAAAGGAAAAACGCCAUCAAGGGUUGGUGCAAACCCUUCGUGACAUGCAGGUAUACUGCGCUACUCUGAUGUACGAGAGCUUAGCCGAGUACGGAAUGGACAAGAUUGAAAAGCUCCGCAUCAGAAUGGCCCUUGAUGGACCGUGGGUGGAAAUCCUUAUUUAUCGGGACAAGGAAAAUUCCGAAGUGGAGGUUGUGACGUUGUUUUCGGAUUUGGUUCUUUCGGAGGAGCUGGGGAAUAUGCUGCUCGCUGGGCAGAGAUGGGGAUGUUAUGCGAUGUAUCGAAAUAAUAAGAGGAUAAUUGAUAGUUGUGCUUUGUUGGAGUUUAAAGGGAAAAAGUGGUGUCCUGUUACCCACAUCUAG